Magnusiomyces paraingens is the source of this 606-nucleotide messenger RNA. RefSeq lists its product as uncharacterized. The record is from RefSeq and is a predicted model, not a curated record. The transcript has a single exon. Bases 1 to 606 code for a protein of 201 amino acids. NCBI's taxonomy places the organism in Eukaryota, Fungi, Ascomycota, Dipodascomycetes, Dipodascales, Dipodascaceae.
AUGAAACAACUAAAAGCUUUAGCAGUAAUCCUACAAAACACACAGAACAAUGAGCUUAUGAGGCUUGUUAUUGAUUCACUUCCAGAAUUCAAAAAUCUUCAAUUUCUCUCGCUUUCUGGUAUACCCAAAUCCUAUGUGACUCUAGUGUUACAAUCACCCAUAAUCAACAGAUUACUCUCUUUAGUUGUUGAAUCACACGUUUCAUCAGAAUAUUAUUUUGAUCAUAAUCAAACCCAAAGCUUGCACCCUUUGAACUCGGGUCACGUUAAAAACAACCUGAUGAAGCUUUUACAUUGUUUUGGAACACAAGAAACACCCAGAAAUCUUAUUCAACAGAUAAUUUUACAAAGCCCCAGACUUGAAGCUUUGAUUUUGCCAGGAGUUGAUGCUGAAUUUCUUUUGUUUAUAUUUGAGAAUCUUAAAGAGUCUCUUAAAUAUCUUGUCACUCACAAUAUGAGCGAAAACAAAGUCAAAAAUUUGGAAGUGCCUCAAAAUGUUUCUCUUUGGUUGAAUACUGUUUAUGAGCCUUUAAAGCCUGACUUUCUAAGCAAGAUCUCCAGCAAAAUAUUUUCCUGCGAUGAAUUGGGCUGCCAAUGCUGUCAUUAG